Molecule: messenger RNA, 5910 nt
Organism: Platichthys flesus (European flounder)
Lineage: Eukaryota; Metazoa; Chordata; Actinopteri; Pleuronectiformes; Pleuronectidae
Product: protein NYNRIN-like
Exons: 1
Coding region: 1278-5411 (1377 amino acids)
Biological process (GO): DNA integration; proteolysis
Molecular function (GO): aspartic-type endopeptidase activity; nucleic acid binding; RNA-DNA hybrid ribonuclease activity
Source: RefSeq, a predicted model, not a curated record
AAAAAAAAAAGAGACGAAUUGAGAAAUUAAUUGAACAAGUAAUUAUAAGGAAAUUACUACUGAUUAUUAUAUAGGGGAUACUAAAGUGUUUUGAGGAUAUUAAUAUUAUUACGUUUCCUAUAUUGCUCCUUACGAAAGUGUUUUUGGAGAUUGAUUAAAGAUUUAAGAUAACUAAAACUUAACAUAAUUUUUUUUUAAUAUGGGUAAAAGUAACAGUAAAGAAAAAUUCGAUGGAACUGAUCUGAGUAGUCCUAAUAUGAAUUUUAUGCGAAGGAACUAUGGUGACACAGCAUUAAACCAGGUGAAAGUUUGGAUGAAUGAAUGUGGGUUUCCAGAGGGGGGGAGUUUUAGCAUGAGGCAGCUGAAACAGUUGAGACUAAAGUUAGAGGAGAAAGAAAGAGUGAAACAUACAUUUCAGGCAGAAUGGAAGGGAUAUGGAAUGUGGUUAGAAGAAGCACAACGUAGGGACAAAAAACAAACAUUUGUAAAGACAGAUAAACCCUCACAAGUGUCUCAGUGUUUCAAAAUGCAGGAUUCCGACCUCGACUCUGCCCCGCCAAGAAGACAACAACCUGCACAACUCCAAGCUGCACUGCAAGCGGAUUUUCCACAGGCAGGAGCCCAAGCUCCACCACCUCUUCCACCUCUACCACCUUUGCCACCACCUCCUCAACCACCUCUUCCACCACUUCCUCCACCAUACAACAUUCCAGACCCGCAACCCCUUUCUCCACCUCACACCAGAGGAGGGGGACACAUGCAUCCAGUGGGACUCUGGAAAACUCAGCUUGAUAGAAUCACAUGCAGUGCAUGCUGAGAAAUUAAUCAGAGAUGGAGACAAGAGGAAGAAGGAGGAAAGAGAGACUGAUCUGCAUCACGCCACAUUGACCAUGUUCGCGGGUGCACCUCGCGGGUAUUCAAGAGGCCGAGGGCGCGGACGGAGUAGAGGAGGAUUUCAAGGAAGAAGGGGAGAUCGCACGCGGAAUUAUGAUCCGAACAUUUGUUUUUUCUGUGGAGAGAAGGGACAUUGGGCAAAAGAUUGUCCGGGGAGACAGCAACCUUACAAUGCUGAUUGAACCGAGGCGGGGGCGGAGGAGAGGGAGGAACCAGCAUCUUUGGACACAGAACGAGACCGUGAGGAACACAUCACACAUCAAGAGGGUGAAUGCACCACACCAACACAAACACCUAUCACAGAAGUAAAAGAUUUUUUAGAAAAGAAAGACAAAUUACUUAUAGAAACAUAUGUUAAGUAUCAAUCAGAUGCUUAUGCUCAUAUGCCAACGCACACACUCACAGUGCUAGGGAAAGACAUUACAUUCCUUGUAGAUUCAGGAGCAACACAUUCAGUCAUCAAGAGCAAUAUGUUUGAAACACCUCCUAAAAUGAGUGGACGAUUUGUUAGAUCUGUGGGGGCUUCAGGAAGCACCGUGGUUGAAAAAUUCACGACUCCUUUAAUAUGUAGUGAUAGCGGCACAGGAAAAUUUAAGUGUUCAUUUUUGCUAUCCUCAUGUUGUCCAAUUAAUUUGAUGGGAAGAGAUGUAAUGUGUCUUAUGGGCAUUUCUUUAAUUUCCACCCCAUCAGGUGUCGUAGUGGUCCGAACGGCUGAUCUGGAUCAACCACAGAUUUACACAUGCAUUAAGUAUAAUGCUGAUUCACUGCUAUAUGCAUAUGAAUGGAAGCUCUGCUCAUCUGUUGUCACCUCAAUCAACACUGAUCUAGUGGAUAAGGCACAUUCAGUCACACUAGGAACAGACACCACUUAUAUGCAUCCAGAAGACUUACACUGCAUUGCACACAUACACGAAGGGAAAGAUUCAGGAUUUGAGAAAAGAUGGUUUAGAGAAAGUUGUGUGAGAGAGAAGUUAACACUAAGUUGCAUGUUCUGGAAUGAACAUAGAUGUGCUGUUUCCGUAAUUUUAUCUAAACCAGAAUAUAAGUCACCCUCUCAGUUCCUUCACAGAUAUUCAGAGGUUGCUUCCCUUUAUGACGUUCCUGAUUCCCAUCCACAUGUCUCACUGUCAAAACACAAAAAUGAUGAAUGGCAAGACUUGGGACCGUGGAUAAAAAAAUGUGUCCAUGCUGACGUCUGGGAAAAGACAUCAGAUCUUUUGGUUCAGUAUAAUUCUGCUUUGAAAGUGUAUAGAAAACGAUUUACGUCUGUUGUUCACACAUUCAGAACUGUUCAACUGGUACCAGACACAUACACAGACACUCAGAAUGCACAUGCAUAUUUAUAUGACACAGACAACAUUUCAGAAACACACCCGGCUCUAAAAGAGGUCCCUAAGACACUUUGGGCUCAAGGCAAUCAUGAUGUGGGUUUAAUUCGAAACAUGAAACCUGUAGUCAUCAAACCAAAAUCCGACUACAGACCACAUCAAUCACAAUAUCCACUCAGACAGGAAGCCAUCGAUGGUAUUACGCCAGUUUUCAACUCUCUAUUGAAGGCAGGUGUAAUUGUUCCUUGCAAGGAUUCACCGGUGAGAACUCCGAUUUUUCCGGUCAAGAAAGUUCGCGAUGAAUCACAACCUGAUGAUUGGCGAUUUGUUCAAGAUUUGAAAGCUGUCAAUGCCGCAGUACAGCAGCGCGCUCCGUCGGUUCCAAAUCCUUAUACAAUCCUUUCCCAAGUUCCGCCGGCUAGUAAAUGGUUCUCUGUUGUUGAUCUGGCAAAUGCAUUUUUUAGCGUUCAAAUUGAUAAAGACAGUCAAUACUGGUUUGCAUUUGAGUUCAACAGAGAAAGUUAUACAUUCACACGCCUGUGUCAGGGCUACUGUGAAUCACCUACCAUUUACAACCAGGCACUAAAAGACAGCUUGAGCUCAUUAGAGAUAACACCAGGAAGUGCACUUUUGCAAUACGUUGACGAUUUAAUGAUUUGUGCACCAACUAAAGAACAAUGUGAAAAAGAUACUGUAGCUCUCUUAAAACAUUUAGAUGCACAAGGCCACAAAGCAAGCCUGAAAAAAUUGCAGUUUGUAAAAGAACAAGUUUCAUUUUUAGGGCAUGUGAUCACAGCAGAGGGCAAAUCCCUCUCCCCUAAGAGAGCAUUAGCAAUUCAAAAUAUUCCAAAACCUGUCACAAAGAAACAAGUGAUGUCAUUCCUGGGAAUGUGUUCUUAUUGUAGAUCAUUUAUUCCUAAUUAUGCUGUCCUCGAGGCGCCCCUUAGCGCAAUCGCACACGGGCAAGGCUUACAAGCAUAUAGCAAAGUGACAUGGACUGAUGACGCGGAGAAAGCUUUCACUGACUUGAAACUGACCUUACAAACGACUCCGACUUUAGGGCUACCCAACCCUGACCGACCUUUCACACAGGCUGUUGACGAAAAGGGGGGCUACAUGACUUCAGUUCUCCUCCAGGAACAUGGGGGCAAACAGAGACCUGUUGCAUUUUUCUCAGCAAAACUUGAUCCAGUUGCUGCAGGGCUGCCUACUUGUCUCAGAGCUGUAGCAGCGGCAGAGAAGGCUGUAAUGGCAUCCAGGGAUUUAGUGGGGUACUCCCCACUCACCCUGUUGGUACCACAUGCUGUGUCUUUGAUUUUGUUGGAACAAAAGACAUCUCAUUUGUCUGCUGCACGCUGGCUCCGUUAUCAUGCUAUUCUGUUGGAAAUGCCUAACAUCACUGUGAAAAGAUGUAAUGUUCUUAACCCAGCUACUCUUCUUCCAACAGAAGGAGAUGGUGAACAACAUAAUUGUGUAGUAACAAUAACCGAAGUUUGUUCCCCCAGACCAGAUUUACAGGAAACACCACUGCAGAAUCCAGACCUUGAACUUUUUGUGGAUGGAUCAGCGUCUUGCAAUUCAGACACAGGAGCAAAUCAAGUUGGUUUCUCUGUGGUAACAGCACAUGAUACAUUGAUUGCACGACCUCUCCCUGCUUCCCUGUCUGCACAGGCAGCAGAGCUCACUGCUCUCAUUGAAGCAUGCAAAUUGGCUAAGGGGAAAAGGGUUAACAUCUACACUGACAGUAGAUAUGCAUUUGGUGUAGUACAUGAUUUUGGCACGAUUUGGAAACACAGAGAAUUCCUUACAUCAUCAGGCAAACCAAUUGCGCAUCAUGCUCUAGUGUCUCAGAUGCUUGAUGCUGUCCUCCUCCCCAAACAGGUUGCUGUAUGUAAAUGUGAUGCUCACACUUCCAACAAUGACCCAGUAUCACAAGGAAAUGCCAGGGCAGAUGCAGCAGCGAAAGCAGCUGCUUGCCAGCCACUAUCUGCUUCACACAUCCUCUUACAGGUCGACCCCACCACCCCCACGGCUGACCUGCAAGACCUUCAACUUAGAGCAACAGCAGAUGAGCGAGGACUUUGGAAGAGAAGUGGUUGCACACACACACAUGGGGUGUGGGUGGGCCCUGAGGGGAAACCUUGUCUGCCAAAAUAUCUGUUUCCUCAUUAUGCAAAGUUAACGCAUGGGAAGGAUCAUGUUUCAAAAGGAUCAAUGAUGGCUGCUAUUUCACAACAUUGGUUCACUAAGGGGUUUUCUAGCUACGCUCAGAAGUUUUGUCAAGCAUGCAUGAUUUGUGCUACUAACAACAUUGGUAGAGGAAUGCAGGCCCCACAAGCUGCACAUCCUCCACCUGACAAACCAUUUGAUCAUCUACAGAUGGAUUUUAUUGAACUAACACCGAGUGAAGGGAAAAAAUAUUGCUUGGUUAUAGUUGAUAUGUUUUCUAAAUGGGUUGAAGUUUUCCCCACAUCGAAACAAGACACAGGUGCCGUAGUUAAAGCGUUGAUCACUGAACUUAUUCCUAGAUGGGGAAUCCCGAGUAAAAUCAGCAGUGACAACGGAACUCCUUUUGUUAGUGCUGCACAGAAACAAAUGAGUAAGUAUUUGGGCUUUGAUCUGAGAAAACAUUGUGCCUACCACCCAGCUAGUGCUGGAGCGGUUGAAAGAGAAAAUGGCACGCUAAAAAACAAAUUGGCAAAAUGCUGUGAGGAAACUGGAUUAUCGUGGCCUAAGGCUCUCCCACUUGUUCUCAUGCAAAUGAGAAUGAGGGUCAGACCAAAAUAUGGAUUGAGCCCAUUUGAGAUUCUGUUCGGACGCCCAGCGAACACGGGCAUUGGACCUGUUAAAAGACCAAUGCCCUCAACAUCUCUCUGUGAAGAUGAAAUGCUAUGUUAUUGUACAAAUCUCUCUUCUGCUUUAUCUGCCAUCCACAAACAGGUAAAAGACGCACUCCCUACCCCGGCAACUGGACCACUUCAUGACCUGAAGCCAGGCGACUGGGUUGUAGUAAAAGACCUAAGGCGGAAAAGUUGGCGACACAGACGCUGGACAGGACCGUACCAGAUCCUUUUAACGACCCACACGGCGGUGAAGGUUGCUGAGAGGACAACAUGGAUUCAUGCCAGUCACUGCAAGAGAGUCCCAGAACCAGAACAUCCACCUGCUGCACCCACAAUGAAUGAUUAAAGCAAAAGAUCAGUGAAGAGGGGGCAGUGCUGACAAGUACAGCUGUUUAUAAUAAGUUGCUUCGGAGAAUCACAUGAUACACACAACGCCGAGAAGACGACAAAUGGAACGCUGACCUCUUCAGUCAGCUGGGUCUGAGUGGCAGUAGUGGAACUGUUCUCUUAAUAAUGAUGACAGCGAUCUCCUGCUGACUGACUCUAGAUACGAAUUUCGUUUUUGGAACAUUCAAACCAAUCUCCCAGGACAGUUCGUUUUGUGGGUCUCAAGCAUCCUGUGUGAUAUGAUGAUUUGUUUUCCUUUGAAGCUACAGGAAGUGGUUGCUUGUUUGAACAUGCCACACUUCUAUUCGCACGUAUGUCUCCCCCACAUGGCACCUUUAUACUCACAGUUUGGUUACUUUAGCCUCCAUGAACCUUAUAGGGAAGGCCAACUGUGUCCCUAUUGUUUGUUCUGCCAGAUGAUUAGAAUUAGAUCUACAGUGACGACAAGAUAAGGUGUG